AUGAAGUUUGGUAAAACAUUAUUAGGUCACCAAAUACCGGAGUGGUCCAUAUAUUAUAUGAAUUAUAAACACUUGAAGAAAAUAAUCAAAAGCAUUGAUGAAGCCUCAGAUUUUGAAGAUGAUAAAAUUGCAGACUUGAUCUCAAACACACUUUCUGAAUUCUUCUUCGAGUUAGAUCGUGAUAUCGAAAAAGUUGACGAGUUUUACAACAACAAAUAUAAAGAAUACGAACGUCGUUUAUCGAAAAUUGUAUCUGUAUUAGGAUUUAGUGAUAAUAAGAUUACUCGUCAGAUUGAAUCCAACGAUGAUUUGGAUGAAAUUAUUUCUAUAUUGCUCGAGUUAAGGACUAUUUACCGUAAUUUGAAGUGGUUCGGUGAAUUGAACCACAAGGGGUUUGUUAAGAUUUUGAAAAAAUUAGAUAAGAAAUUAUUGUAUUUGCAGAAGUCGUACAAUAAUCGCUUGGCAGUUGGGGAAACCCCGAUUCAAUUGCCAAACUAUAAUAAAGAGACCUAUUUAUCCACCAGAGUUAAUGCUUUGCCAUUUGUGAAUAAAGGUGAGUUAUUAGGAGGGUUAGAUACGAUUAACAAUAUCUUAAAUGAACUAGGGGAAAUUCAAAUUAGUAACGAUAGCUUGACUGAUCAGCUAGAUUUUUUGAAAAUCGGAAACAGGCGUUAUUCCCUUGACCAAGAAUUUUUGAAGCAAUUUGAUAAAGUGAUUGAAAAUGAUGAUUCCUCAAACAUUCAUACUGAAUUGAGUAAAAUCACUCCAAAUAAGUUAAACCUGAGAUUUUUAAUUUCGUUAUUAAGUAAAGCAUGUUUGAGUAAUUCGCUCAAUUGUAUUGACUACUUAUUUAAUUACUUGAUUAAAUUUAACCAAAAUCAAAACCUACCUACUAUCAAUUCAUUAUUUGAUCAGUAUGAUAUUAGUGGCCGUAAUUUUUUUCAUCAAUUCAUUGUUAGUUUGGGCAAAUCUCAAGUUGCAAAUGAAAAGAAAAGAAACCUGCUUCUUCCUGGCGAGUCGUCUAAAAUAACUAGGCUUUAUGGUAACAAAGGUGGCCCCGAUGGUAUUCAACUUAAUCCUAUUAGAACUGAUGGUAUUCAGUAUAUAAUGAAUAAAAUUGACUCUGAGGAUUUCGAAUUCAAAAAGUUGAUUAUUGCCAGAGAUAACUACUCAAGAACUCCUUUGCAUUAUGCUGCUCAGUACGGUUUAAAGGAUAUCUCUCAACUUUUGUUGGAUUAUUUAAAAAAGUGGAGCUUGAUCGAUAAGAAUGUCCCUAUUGAUGAUGUGCAUUAUUGGGGAGAUCAAGAGGGACUAACACCCAUUCAUUUAUCAAUUAUAGGUAAGCAUCCUAAAACAACUGAUAAUUUGAUUAUUUACAGUGCUAUUCAAGGAUUGACUUGCCCUAAUUUAUUAUUGCUAGCUGUGAGAUUGAAUUGCCUUGAAAUCUCACAAAACUUAAUCAGAAAGAGCAAAAUUAGUGUUGACUAUACUGAUUCACAACAUAAUAAUGAAACAGCCUUGUACAUUGCUGCAAAAUUGAAUUAUGCAAAUAUUGUUGAAUUUUUAUUACAAGAGGAUGCAGAUACAGAAAUAUGCGAGGCACUUUUUGGUUGGACACCGAUUUUCAUUGCAGCAUCGGAGGGGUUUAAAGAUAUUGUUAACCUUUUGAUAGAUUAUGGAUGUAAAAUAGAUACUGUUGAUUAUUCAGGUUGGUUCCCAAUGGAACAUGCAAGCUUAAGAGGCCAUUUAGGGGUUGCGGAUUUAUUGAAACCAGAAAAUGAACAGUUAUUACUACAUGAUAUCUAUAAUCCUUCGAAUAAUUUAGAGAGAUUUUCUAACGCCUCGUUGAAAAGUCCCUCCACUAUAUAUUCAAACAAUUCAAAGGAUGAAUUGGCACUUUCAGCUAGUAGCAUUGAUAAGUUACCAGAGCCAAAUAAAGCUGCAGUAAAUGAAGUUUAUAAGCAAUUGAAGCAACUAGAUUCAAACGGGCCUACUAAUGGAACAGUAAGUCCCAGAUCGAGGUCACCAACAAACAGAAAAAAAUUUAAACCAAUUAAGUCUUUUGGCCAUCGUUAUUUAAAUCCUGAUGAAUCAUUACUCUUGAUUACUUUGGGUACAACUGAUUUAAGAGACAAUGAUCCACCUAUUGAGCUAAAUAAUAUUUCUAUGGCCAAGAGCUUUUUCACAGAAUUAGACACAGCAUUAUCAUUAUGCAUUACUUGUCGUAACAGAAAUGAUUCUCUGAACGAAUUAAUUGAGCCUCCAAUGAUUAUUGAUUUACCAUUGGAAGACCACCAUGGAAGUGCGACAGAUCCUUUGACUUUUAAGUUGACUGAUAACUUAAAUCCAAAUGAUGUCAUAGUUACAUUUGAUAUUAUCCCAACUUAUCAAUAUCCAAAUAGUAGAGAGUUAAGUGGAAUUACUCCAAACAAGAAACAUCAAAAAGUUUUAGGUAGAGCUAUGGCCUUUUUGAAUGAUGUAUACACAAAUGUUGGGCCGAAUCUAAGAUCUUUGAACAAUAAAGUAUCUGUGCCGAUUUUCGAAUCUAACACUUUGGAUUUGCUAGGUAAAAUUAGAUUUGAAUACUUGUGUGUCAAGCCAUUUUCUCACCCUUCAAUGAACAUUACUAGAAGUGAUACCUACUGGAAGCAGUUGGUCUCCACAAGAGUUAUUGGCCAUAGAGGUUUAGGAAAAAAUGUUAGUAAUAGAAAUUCAUUGCAAUUGGGUGAAAAUACAGUAGAGUCUUUUAUUGCGGCAGCCUCGUUAGGUGCGUCAUAUGUUGAAUUUGACGUGCAAUUGACAAAGGAUUUUACAGCCGUUAUUUAUCAUGACUUUACAGUAGCUGAAUCAGGGGUUGAUAUUCCGAUGCAUGCCUUAACCGCUGAACAGUUUUUGAGUUUGAGUGAAGUUGAAGAUCACCAUAUUAAGAAUGAAAAAAAUAAGAAAUCUGUGAAGUUUGACUCUAAACAAACCCAAUACUCAUUGGAUGAUGAAAUUUUGGGAAAAAUAAACCGUCCAAGAUCAAUGUCAACAUACCCAUCAGCCCCCAACUUCAAUAGAAUAUCCCAUGAUGAUUCAGAUGAGUUCGAUGAUGAGAUAGAUAAAGAGUUCAAAGAUCAAAUAAGUAGAAGAAUGAAAUUAACUAAAACGUGGAAGGAUAAAGGGUUUAAGGGAAAUGCUCGUGGAUUAUCAAUUGCUUCGAAUUUUGUUACAUUAAAGGAACUAUUUAAGAAACUACCUAAGAAUGUGGGGUUCAAUAUUGAAUUAAAAUAUCCUAUGUUAGAUGAGGCUGAAAGUGAAAGUAUGGGAGAGAUUGCUUUUGAUAUGAAUUUUUAUGUUGAUACUAUUUUGAAAGUUGUUUUUGAUGAGAAUACAAACAAUAGAGAUAUAUUAUUUUCUUCCUUUCAUCCAGAUAUUUGCUUACUAUUAUCGUUAAAACAACCUACCAUGCCAAUUUUAUAUUUGACAGAGGCAGGUACACAACCAAUGGCGGAUAUUAGGGCCUCAUCCUUACAAAAUGCUAUCAGAUUCGCUAAAAAAUGGAAUUUAUUAGGGAUAGUUAGUGCUGCAAAAACUUUAGUCAAGACUCCAAGAUUGGCUCAAGUUGUCAAAUCUUCAGGCUUAGUCUGUGUUACCUAUGGGAUUGAAAACAAUUCACCAGAAUAUGCUAAAAUACAGAUGAAAGCUGGGGUUGAUGCAGUUAUUGCCGAUAGUGUUUUAGCUGUCAGGGAAGGUCUAAGAAAGGAUCAAGAAAAUUUGAAAGAGGUAGUAGAAGAAUCACCGGAAAGUACUUAG
This is a messenger RNA of Debaryomyces fabryi, 3795 nucleotides long. RefSeq names its product glycerophosphocholine phosphodiesterase (gene GDE1). Gene Ontology annotation, biological process: glycerophospholipid catabolic process. The transcript has a single exon. Lineage: Eukaryota; Fungi; Ascomycota; Pichiomycetes; Serinales; Debaryomycetaceae. The coding region runs from base 1 to 3795 and encodes 1264 amino acids. The record is from RefSeq and is a predicted model, not a curated record. Gene Ontology annotation, molecular function: protein binding; glycerophosphocholine phosphodiesterase activity.